UAGAAGGGGCUGCUCAUAUCACACCCUCUAGAUGACUGAGGCAAAAAAAAAAAAAAAAAAAAGAAAGAAAGAAAGAAAGAAAGAAAGAAAGAAAGAAAGAAAGGGAGCUGAGCUGCGUUGAGGUGAAUGCUUGCUUAUCGAUGGCUGCUGUUGCAGGGGAAUAAUGCCUACAUUUUCCCAGGGAUAGGGCUGGGGUGCAUCAUAUCAACGACCAGACGUCUCCGAGACGAAAUGUUUAUAGCGGCAGCUGAGGCCCUUGCGGAGCAGGUGACCGAUGCCGACCGCAAAGUGGGGAGAAUCUACCCCCCUUUCUCAAAAAUAAGGACGAUAUCAGCGCAUAUUGCGAAAGCAGUGGCAGUGAAGUCGUAUGAGCUAGGUCUUGCGGCAAAAUGGCCUCGCCCGGACAAUCUUCUGGCUUUAGCGAAAUCAUCGAUGUACAAUCCCAGAUAUCGGCCAAUUCGAUGACAACUCUGCAUUUGUAUAUGCUGUUCAUGCUCUCUGAUGCAAAAGAGUAGUUGUAUUGUCUCUCUUCCACAAUCUUGCAAACACCAUCCAUCUUCUGGCCUUUCUAUCCAUUGCGCAUUCCAGCAGUCAUUAGUUUGUGUUGACGUCUAAUGGUAUACUAGCAACUUUGAACUUGGAAGGCAUUUUCUCCAACGGUCCACGUCUUAUGACAGAAAUGCGUGCGGCAGAUCGGUGAAAUGAUUGUCGUCUAUUAUUACGUGCGGGAUCUUGGCAGGCAAUGGAGACAGCAGAAGGGGAGAGGRGGGGGGGGGGGAGGAGGGGCGAAGAAAGGAACAGAAUUUGAGACCGAAAUCCUAUGUGGAAGUGAGCUGCAGCUAUCGCCGGAAUAGUUAUGGGAAGGAGAGGACCAGUGUCAGGAAACACAACACACGGCAUUUGAGGAGACAGGAGUGCGAUGUCUUUCUGAACCUUUUGUUGAUUCGAGAUUCGAGAAUCGAUUUCGCAGAUUUACAGGAUCCAUUCGACAGAUAUUUUGGUUCGAUCGAGUUUGAUGACGUUAGUUUCCGGCUAUUCAGCUGAGUGGCCGGCAAAAAAAUCGAGAGAGCUAGUAGUCAUCUGGAUCGGAUUUGUGCGAAUAGAAAGCCUUGACAUUCGUGCUGGAUAUGGACUGAAUGUUGCACCAAAUACAGUCACAAUGAACGGGCGUUCUUUGGGCGAGUCUGGAAUUCUCGGGGAUUACUGGAUCCCUGAGAAAACAUUUUUGAAAUUGCAAGCGGAGGUAACAACGAAAAAUAUUUGUAGCGGGUCGUCUUUUUUUCCCCCUGACUUUUGGAGCUCUGUCAUGUUGUUGUUUGCUUUGGGAAUACUGGCAUUGAUAGUGACAGGACAAAAAAGAGAAGAAAAGAAGAGAGAGAGAGAGAGAGAGAGAGAGAGAGAGAGAGAGAGAGAGAGAGAGAGAGAGAGAGAGAGAGAGNAAAGAGAGAGAGAGAGAGAGAGAGAGAGAGAGAGAGAGAGAGAGAGAGAGAGAGAGAGAGAGAGAGAGGUGCGAAAGCCAUGGAAUGGACUCUGACGUAGAUGGAAUCGGUAGUGUGGACUUUGAAUGUCCAGCAGUGCCUAGAAGAGAGAGAGAGAGAGAGAGAGAGAGAGAGAGAGAGAGAGAGGAGCAAAAGGUAGGGAAUAGACUGUGAUGGAGAUGGAAACUGUAGUUUGGACUUCGAAUGUCCAGCAGUGCCUUUGAAUGAAUGCUGUUUUAAACCGCAAGUACACGGCCCCAGCCUUGCAGAAAGUUUUUUUGUCGCCACAAGCAAAACUCGGAGGGGCUGCGCGGCGUGGGGCUCUGUUCAAAAAAAAAUUGGCGCCCUCCGAGGUGGUGCGGGUUUCGUGCUGACACCCGCGGGCCGAUGUGUGGUGUACUGGUGCUUUAAUAUCAGGAGUUGUUGUUGUUUUCAUUUUCUGCCGAUCCUCACGAUUCCUCAGUGAUCUUAUGCUAAUAGUGCCCAUGAUUGGAGGUAGAUGCAUUGAAUUCUGAACUUGAUUGUUAGCAUCUGCUCUAAUCUUCAGAGUCAACACACUUGGCAGCAAUCUUCCUGAUCCCAACAAGUUUUGCUAUUGCCCUUUUGAUCU
This is a messenger RNA of Chara braunii, 2088 nucleotides long. NCBI's taxonomy places the organism in Eukaryota, Viridiplantae, Streptophyta, Charophyceae, Charales, Characeae. The record is from the annotation of a GenBank genome assembly.